UUGAAAAUGGAAGUGCUUUGCUGUACAUCUCUGCAGCUUUUGGUGGCUGCACUUGUCAGUCUGACUGGGAUCUGUAUGGGAGGGUCUGACGGCCCCCGUGGGGUGGCUCUUCCAUUCAUCUUUGACCCCAAAUCAACCUGCGAACCACCUUGUAAACACGCUGGCAUCUGUAUCCGAAACAACACCUGCUUCUGUAUGAGAGGAUAUGAGGGAGAGACAUGCCAAUAUGCAAACUGUCAUCCAAAGUGUAAAAAUGGUGGAGAGUGUCUGAGACCUGGAAAAUGCAGAUGCCCUUCAGGAUUUGGAGGAAUAUAUUGUCAUAAAGUGGUUUGUGAUGGUGGAUGUUGGAACGGUGGUGAAUGCACUGCUGUGAAUCGAGAAGCGAAAUGCAUCUGUCCUUCUAGUUGGACCGGCUCCAGAUGCCAAGAUGCGAUCUGUCCACAGGGAUGCAGGAACGGAGGCAGCUGUGUUGCCCCCGGAAUCUGCAGCUGUCCAGAAGGAUGGAUUGGUGGGGCCUGCCAUAAUGCUGUGUGUAAAAGACCCUGCAAGAAUGGGGGGAAGUGUGUGACGCCCGACACCUGUCGCUGUCGAGCUCCGUUCUCCGGCCCGCUGUGUGAGGAGAAGAAGAAACAUGUCUGAUGUCAUAACGGUCU
Molecule: messenger RNA, 653 nt
Organism: Triplophysa dalaica
Lineage: Eukaryota; Metazoa; Chordata; Actinopteri; Cypriniformes; Nemacheilidae
Gene: seraf
Product: Schwann cell-specific EGF-like repeat autocrine factor
Exons: 5
Coding region: 7-639 (210 amino acids)
Biological process (GO): anatomical structure development
Cellular component (GO): extracellular region; cell surface
Molecular function (GO): signaling receptor binding
Source: RefSeq, a predicted model, not a curated record